AUGUCAGGCCGGGAAGGUGGCAAAAAGAAGCCUUUGAAACAGCUCAAGAAGCAGGCCAAGGAAAUGGAUGAGGAAGAUAAGGUUUUCAAGCAGAAACAAAAAGAGGAACAGAAGAAACUUGAGGAGCUAAAAGCCAAGGCCACGUGGAAGAGACCCCUGGCCAAAGGUAGAAUUAAGAAAUCUGGCAAAAAGUAA
Molecule: messenger RNA, 195 nt
Organism: Arvicola amphibius (Eurasian water vole)
Lineage: Eukaryota; Metazoa; Chordata; Mammalia; Rodentia; Cricetidae
Product: translation machinery-associated protein 7-like
Exons: 1
Coding region: 1-195 (64 amino acids)
Source: RefSeq, a predicted model, not a curated record